AACAAAUCUCGCUAACUAUACCGUUUGGUUAAAAAAAAAAAAAGGGGAGGGGAAAAUGACGGAGUCCAAACUUUGAUUAGCCUUUGACUCUUGCCGCUCACCACUGCAGUGGGGGUCGCCGUAAAACCUAACACCUCUCUCUCUCUCUCUCUCUCUCUCUCCCUCCUGUUGUUGGCCGCCUCUCCCAGCUUAAAUCUUUCUCUCCUGUCAUUCAUGGCGGAAGCCGAUUCCGCAAAAACCUUAACCUUAUCCGAGGAGUAUAUGUUGAAGGAGAAGGAAGAGAAGCUGGAUAUGGUUACAAAGCCUGCAGAAGAAUCUGAGAUGAAGAACACUGACAGUGCCGCCGCUGAAGAAGUGUCCAGUUCAAUAACUGAUGAAACCCCUGUUGUUGGCAGUAGUAACGAUGUUGACUCUGCCGCUGCUGAUGAAAGCAGUGCAGAAUCUAGUGCUGCAGCUGAAGAAAGCAAUGAAACCACUCCUAGUGCAGGGGAGGGUGACAGUGAAGCCACAGAGGCUGCUGCUGACAAUAGCAGUGGAAAUGCUGAACAAGAAGACUCUAGGGAUCAAGAAGGUGAAGAGACACCGGAGAUUAAGCUUGAGACAGCACCAGCAGAUUUCCGUUUCCCAACUACAAAUCAAUCUAGGCAUUGCUUUACCCGAUACAUCGAGUAUCAUCGUUGUGUAGCUGCAAAAGGGGAAGGUGCUCCUGAAUGCGACAAGUUUGCAAAAUACUAUCGCUCUCUUUGCCCUGGUGAAUGGGUAGAUAGAUGGAACGAGCAGAGGGAGAAUGGUACCUUUCCAGGUCCACUGUAGAGGGUGCCUGCUGAAGAAAGUAUAUCUAUGGUAUUCAGAUUUCUUGGAUCUGUCAGAUGAAUUUCACAAAAUGAGAAGCUCAAUAAUUUCCGGCAAACCUCUAUUUAAAGUGGUUAUUUAUUUUUUCCGACUUUUCUUGGAACUAGUUUUGAGUACAGAAACACAAAUGUUGCACUCGUGACGAAGAUGGAACUCUCUUUCCAUCAGUCUUUUAAAGUUCGAUUUGUUGUGAAAGUUGUGACGACGACAUGUCACCGAGAAGCAAAUACGUAAUCAGUGUCCUACAUUUUCUAUUCUUCACGUAAUAAGAAGUUAUUGCCGGCGGGAUUAUCAUA
Messenger RNA from Rhododendron vialii, 1148 nucleotides. Its product is annotated as cytochrome c oxidase subunit 6b-1-like. The record is from RefSeq and is a predicted model, not a curated record. Gene Ontology annotation, cellular component: mitochondrion; respiratory chain complex IV. The transcript is spliced from 5 exons. Lineage: Eukaryota; Viridiplantae; Streptophyta; Magnoliopsida; Ericales; Ericaceae. Bases 214 to 813 code for a protein of 199 amino acids.